AAAGAGAGACCGGCGUUUCUAUGUCAAAGUAAAGGGUUUCCAUCCAAGCUGGGUACCUAUUUCUGCAAGAGCUCAACUGCCUUAUUCUAAAGAAUUCGUUUCCAUCUGCUUUGGCCCGAGCCAAGAGAGAUUAGAUUAGGACACAUCAAAGCUCAUUCCUUAAACACACAAAUGAUUGAGAAUUCUUAUCAUUGCUAGUCAAUCCAAAAAUCACGAUUCGAUCAGAAGAACAACAGAUUAUAUUUAUAUACGUACAAAGAUGAAAGGAAGCUGUGAUUAUAGUACUGAAGUCUGCAAAGCAAGCCCUUCUAAGAAGAACGACGAUGAGGAUGAGGGUACUGAUCAUGAAACUUGCAGGCUAAAGAACGGUGGAAGCUCAAGCAAUAGCACAGUGGAAGAGAGUGAAAAGAAGGAAGCUAAAUCAGGCCCUGUACGACAAUAUGUACGUUCUAAGAUGCCGAGACUCCGGUGGACUCCUGAUCUCCAUCUUUGCUUUGCUCACGCAGUUGAAAGACUAGGAGGCCAAGAAAGAGCAACACCCAAGUUGGUACUUCAACUAAUGAACAUCAAGGGUCUUAGCAUCGCUCAUGUGAAGAGCCAUCUCCAGAUGUAUAGGAGCAAGAAGAUGGAUGACCACAAUCGAGUUACAACAGAUCAAGGGCUUUUUAUGGAAGGCGGAGAUCACCAUAUCUACAACCUUAGCCAACUUCCCAUGCUACAAAGUUUCCGUCAAAGACCUUCUUCUGGUUUAAGAUAUAAUGAUGCUUCCGGGAGAGGUCUUGAUCACAGCCAGAUUUAUAGCCCUUACACACUUGAUCGCGCUAGAAAUGGACUCUAUGGUUCAUUUUUCAAUGGACAAGCUACUUGGUGGACAAGGCAUCAAACUUUUGACGAGUUUCAGCGACCAAGGCAAACCCAACUUAAACAAAGUUCAGUGGAUCAAUCCAACCUUAUAACUGAUCAAAUCCAAGAGGGAAGAAAUUUAUUGGACAAUGCUGGCUCUCCCAAUAAAGAUGGGAGAAGAGUUCAAGAAGAAGCGCAAAACACAGUACUGAUGAAAAGGAAGGCGGCUUUGGAUUCAGAUCAUGGCGGCGGCCUAGAUUUGAAUUUAUCUCUUAAAGCACCAAACAAAGAUGAAUUUGAAAAGGGUUGGGAUAAUAAUGGUGAUGGGGUUGUUAGUAGUUUGUCUCUUUCAUUGUCUUCAUCUCGAACCUCAAAGCUUGGGAGGUUCAAGGCCGAAGGAGAUUGUCAUACGAAAAAUUCGAGGACGAGGACGAGUACUCUGGAUCUGACUUUAUGAAUGAGACAAUUCUGAGUGAGAUCUUGAGGUACUUGGCUAGCUAGCUAGAGCAGUACCGUAUUGUAUCAUUUUUCAUGUAACCAGCAAAAUAUACAAGGUAAUGGUCA
Messenger RNA from Alnus glutinosa, 1407 nucleotides. RefSeq names its product putative Myb family transcription factor At1g14600. The record is from RefSeq and is a predicted model, not a curated record. Lineage: Eukaryota; Viridiplantae; Streptophyta; Magnoliopsida; Fagales; Betulaceae. Bases 260 to 1300 code for a protein of 346 amino acids. Gene Ontology annotation, molecular function: DNA-binding transcription factor activity; DNA binding. The transcript has 5 exons.